Tigriopus californicus is the source of this 968-nucleotide messenger RNA. Its product is annotated as deoxynucleoside kinase-like. Bases 79 to 948 code for a protein of 289 amino acids. Gene Ontology annotation, molecular function: deoxynucleoside kinase activity. The transcript is spliced from 6 exons. Gene Ontology annotation, cellular component: mitochondrion; cytoplasm. The record is from RefSeq and is a predicted model, not a curated record. Lineage: Eukaryota; Metazoa; Arthropoda; Copepoda; Harpacticoida; Harpacticidae.
CAGUUCUUUUUAGCUUCCCAGUAGUUCAUUUGUUAAAAGUCUUCUCAAGAAAGAACACACGUUCAAAAACAUUGAACCAUGAACACCAAAGAGUUUCUUCUCACCCUGACUUGUCUGGUUUGUGGGGUAAUCAGCGUUGCCAUAGAUGUCAAUAAGAUCUCCAAAUUCGAAGAUGUGGUCUCUUAUUCAGAAUUGGAAAAUAUGUGGAAUGGCAUUCGUUUUCCGAGUGCUCGAGAAUUUAGGAGGCGGCGUAAACCUUUUACAAUCAAUGUAGAGGGAAUCGUUGGAACUGGUAAAAGCACCUUCUUGAAGUCAUUUGAGGUGUAUCCAUUGAUGGAUGUACUCACUGAGCCCGUUGAUCGAUGGACCAAUUUGAAUGGAACUGACCUUUUGCAACUUAUUUAUAACGAUCCAAAAAGAUGGGGAAUGGCUCAGGAAUCCUAUGUGCAACUAACUAUGCUCCAAGAGCAUUUGCGAAACUUUGGUGUAAUUAAAGUGAUGGAAAGGUCCUUGCAAAGCGCCCGAUUUGUAUUUAUUGAAAACCUCUAUCGUUCUGGCAACCUGCAGCCUGUGGAGUACAAUAUUUUAAGUCAGUGGUAUAGCAUGUUCCAUGAAAUGGAAGCUAUUGACGUUUCAACUGACCUGACGGUGUAUUUGCAAUCUAACCCAGAUGUGGUUUUGGAACGAAUUAAACGACGAGGUCGUAAAGAAGAGUCCCAAAUUACUCGCGAAUUCUUGUGGAACAUUCAUCGACUUCAUGAGGAUUGGUUGGUUCAUAAGAAUACCACCUUUCCUUUGCCUAGUGAACAAAUCAUUGUCGUGAAUACCUCAAAACCAUUCGCUUCCAUGAAGAGGCUUUACAAGACAUUGGUUAAGAAAAUAUGGGAUCUGGUCCCGAAUGAGCUAAAGGCUGACCCUAAGUAUCGUUGCUCUCACAACUUUCAAUAAAACCUUUAGUUUGACAUGGA